This is a messenger RNA of Alternaria burnsii, 330 nucleotides long. RefSeq lists its product as uncharacterized. NCBI's taxonomy places the organism in Eukaryota, Fungi, Ascomycota, Dothideomycetes, Pleosporales, Pleosporaceae. The coding region runs from base 1 to 330 and encodes 109 amino acids. The record is from RefSeq and is a predicted model, not a curated record. The transcript has a single exon.
AUGGCUAGGAAAGUAUGCGCGCAAUGCCCAAGGACAACCGAAGCAGCCUCUCACGGUACUAAUCGCAAAGAUUGGUGUGGUGCAACAGCAGCUGAAGUGCUCGGCCUGGGUCGUAAGCCCCAGCAGCCGAGUGAGUUGGCGGCAAGGGUUAGCUCGAUCCACACGGGAUGGAGGCGAGGCUGGGCCAAUAGCUGCCCGAUGGCAAACGCUUCUUCUGCGGAUCUUUACCGGGGCUUCUUCCGGGGCUGUUCUCUGACGCUCAGAGUGAACAUGUUGAUCCUGAUGGAAGCGAGUGCAUCUUGCGAAAAUAGACCCCGACUGUACUUCUAA